AAUGAGACUAAUAAAAAAGAACGUAUAAAAUAUUAGGUCCGUUUUUUCACGCGAGAGCAAAAAUCAUUUCGACGGUAACCGUUUCUCACUAGUUCUUCUCAGCAGGGGUCGUUUUGAUCUGCUCUCCAUCACCUAUGUUUAUUGCGCAAAUCGUCAUCUGAUUCAAAAGGGGAUUGAAUCCCCACCCUGCCGGGUGCUCCUAUUGUAAAGAGUAAUCUUCCCUCUGCAAGCCCCGCGGCCAAGAGUAAUUCUGUCAUAUUUACUGCCUAUUCAGUAAUCAUAUAAUAAUAAUCUCUCUAAUGGCCGAGCAAGAAGAAGACCGCACAGCUUCUGCAGUCGCAAAGCGCAAUAAGCAAUCUCCUCCGUUUGUGGAGGUGAUCUGCCACCGCACAGACAGGAGAUGGAGAUUCGCUGCCGGGACGGAGGCUAAAUUUUCCGUCAAAAUGAUAAAUAGCAAGCUGGAAUCCAGAUUUUCUCUGCCGCCAGGAACGCACAUAGAAGCGGUAAAAGAUGGGGAAGAGCCCGUAAUAUUCGGCCCCAAUUCGGUUCUCGUCAAUUACGGCGAUGGCUGGACUCUACGGACGGCUUCUGACGCCAUUGGUUUUGGAAGCUCUACGAAGGAGAACAUGGUAGUGAUGGGACAAGCAUAUAAUCCUGUGACAACGGGAUCUGGUGAUAGCCAAUUUAAGAAGAGGCCCCCACAAGCUAUAUCCUUGACCUUAUACAUGGGAAAGAUAUUGCUUGCAUUUAUAUUUAUAUUUUUGUUAGGUGCAAUGUUCACAUUGAUUUUGGAAAGCCUUCCAAAGCUCGUCGAGUAUCACGAACGAAAUAAAGAAACCAAGUGAAAAAAAUUCUUUCCUUCACGUGUUAAUGCAUUUCACAAACAAAUCCUGCUGUAAGAAUGUAUCAAGAAUUAUUUUAUUACUCUUUAUUAGGUUCAAAUAAGCUAUCUCAUGAAGUGUCCCCAGAACAUCUGAUUAUCUGAAUUCUUGCAAAGAAACGAUGUGUUGGAAUCAAUGUUCUAAAAGAAGUGAGAUUGCUAGUCAGCCCGACGCCUAGAGAUUAGGCGCCUAGAUGGAAACUGGUCGGAGACAUAUAAAUUAUAUUUUUAUCAAUGUUCUUGCAUAAAUAUGAUUAGUAAUUUUGUGUUUGUGUGUGUAAAAUUACACUCAUUAAUGUUCAUGAAUGAUAGUGUUGUCACGUUUGUUAAUAAAGAAAUUAUCCCAA
This is a messenger RNA of Cuscuta epithymum, 1227 nucleotides long. The record is from the annotation of a GenBank genome assembly. NCBI's taxonomy places the organism in Eukaryota, Viridiplantae, Streptophyta, Magnoliopsida, Solanales, Convolvulaceae.